AUGCUUAUCUCGCUUGUUGGGUUUCCUAAACUUCCAACCUUACGUGGAAUCAAUCUCAGUCAUAACGAAUUAAGUGGCGAGUUUGAAAUACUUGUGCAAAACUGUCCACGUCUUCGUUUUAUCAAUUUAUCUGCUAACAAAAUUGAAGAAAUCGAAGCACUCGAACCAUUUAAAGAUCUUUCGGAAUUGAAAGUAUUAGAUUUAACUGAUUGUAGUGUAACGAAGCUUCCAAAUUACCGCGAGAAUGUACUCACUCUAUUACCACAGAUUAUAUAUUUGGAUGGUUACGAUAGAAAUGGUCGUCCGAUCCCUGAAGAUUUUAUUGAACCUCUUAACUAAAAAUAAAUUUAAUAUCGAAAAUAAGUU
This is a messenger RNA of Meloidogyne enterolobii, 366 nucleotides long. Lineage: Eukaryota; Metazoa; Nematoda; Chromadorea; Rhabditida; Meloidogynidae. The record is from the annotation of a GenBank genome assembly.